AAAAAAGGUACACCUAGAUAAGAAUAUAUAGUGUAAUUAUCGUUACAUUCCAGCAGUGACGCAACAUGUCAUAAGCUGCUAGAGGGACAGUGGGCAAAGAUUACCACUGUAAGGGUUUUUCCAUCACAAAUUAAUAUGAUCGAGGAACGACCCUCGAUCGGGCCUCGGAGAUAACCAUGGGGAGGGACAGCCGGGACAGCGACUGUGGCAGGAGGGAGGUGCCCUUGUGUGUGUGUUUGGGGUAUUAUAUACGUGUAUAUAUCUACCUAUCUAUCUAUCUAUCUAUCUAUCUUUAGAGAGAGAGAGAGAGAGAGAGAGAAGGAAGAGGAGAUGACACUCUUCAAUGAUUGGGAGUUUUCUUACGAUUAUUAUCAACAAAAUUUUACUCAACCUAAAACUUAGGCAAAAUGAGUCUUCAUUUAAUGCAAUUAAUAUAUCAAUUUCUUUUUGCGGGUUUGAUCACAUAUCUGACACAUAGCAUAGGUAUGUAACAUAACUUAUUUUAAAUUCAACGGCUGUAUAUUGCUGAAUAUACAUUAUAUAUAUGGCAUAUUAUUAUCCAUUUCAUAAAUAAAUCUUUGUAAUCUUUAGAGUCGUUGGCUUUAUAUUAAUUUGACAGUUGGUGGCGAGUGUGGAGUGUGGAGGUGCUGGGUGCCGCCAGACCCAAUAUGAGCCGCGGGAGGCGGCUGUCCUGUGGCUGUUAUUCCGCCUCACUGUGAUUAUUUGGGCAUGUAUUCCACCGUGCAGGCCGUCCUUGUCCUAGACCUGAACAACUUCAUGGGUCUGUGCAGCAGUGAGAGUGAGAUAGAGCAGCACGUUGCCAAGAUAAAGCUGGUGAGUCUGAAGUUGUUGCUGGAUUUUGGCGCGAAAACUGACCGAGCCGUGAAUGGUGUUCGGUGGUCGUGGAAGUUUUACAAUUCCCGCACCUUCAAGCCGGACACCAGCAGGAAGCAGUUCUUAGACUUCGGAAAGAAAGCUUUUGGUGAGUUUGAGAGUGAACUGACGGAUAAAUACUGCAAGACUUUCGAUAGCCAGGAGGAGGGAGAGCCACCGUUGGAAUGCAGGCGGCCACACAGUUUUGUCCUGAAGAAGGCACUGCAGGAGGUGCUCCUGGACUACAACUGGGACGGGCCGGACAUUAGCUCACCGGUGAAGACUGCCCGACGGAGGACCUAUGGAGGGGCCAGUGCCGUGCCACCUAGCAGUGGGCCCUACAAUGCCAUCAUCGUGGUGGCCAACGUGCCCCGGGGGCCCGAGGCACCUGCCGUGGGGCUCCAAGGGGACUUUUUGGUCGAGGUGCUUGAUGGGGCGAUGGUCAAGGCUUUCCAGGAGGACAAAAAGAUAUCGCUCAGCUUUGUGGAGGUUCAGAAGGCCCCAGAUGGCCCGCAGACUACAAAACUUAAUGCAGACCUGGUAAAGUUAAAUGGCAGCCUGCACAACAUUACUGACUUUGUCCAGACACAGCCCAGGCAGGUGGCCAGCCUCCAUAGGUCGUCAAGUGCUGAGGCAGAGAGUGUGCAGCAUGUGGCACCAGUGUCCAGCCAGCAGGUGCAGCUGCCAUGGCGAAGUGGCCGACCUAGCCGCUCCAGGAAGCCCCAGCCUGGCCCAGUGCUGGUGUGGGAGGAUGCUGCAGGGAUAUCACACCUGAGCAUGCAGCUGCAGGUGUUGGCUGUGUAUGGCAGCUGUUCCCGGGCAUGGAGCAGUGCAUCCGUGGUGGGUGCAUUGUACACCAGUCAGAUGGCCUUGUUGGCACUGGCCCAGGACACGGCCAGCCUCUACGUUUGUGUGGCAAACUGUGACACCUUUGGGGCCCUCAUCACUGUCCUUGCCACACACCAGCUCUCUCUGGUCCUGAGGCUGAGUUGUGGCAGUCUGGCCUUACUUAGUCCAUGGGGGGGAGGGGCUGGAUGCUUGGCCCUUGUGUCUGCCUCAGGCCUGGCUGCCCUGGCCCCAUACAUGCCUGACUGCCCUCCCAGCACUCUACAAUUUGUCUCAGCUGCUGUCAGGAGGUGCCUCAAGGAUGCUGCUCCCUGUCCUGUGGAGGAGGCAGCACCUAGCAAACGAUGGUUUGCAGUCAGCAUGACGCAGCAUUGGUUCAGACCUGUUCCCAGCUUUACUCUCCCCACCCCUCGUACCAAAAACAGAUUGGCCACGGCCCGGCAACGAAAGAUGAUGCUGGAGAGGCUUCAGAAGAGAUACAGGCCCCAGAUCCUUCAGCCACUGGCAGCUGGGGAGACUGGACCACUGGACCUUGUGGACAUCACUCAGCCACCCGUGGAGCCCCAGCAGCCUCAGGCCACUUUAGCCAAGCCUAACAUGACCCGGGCACAACAGCUGCUCAAGAAAAGUCACAUUGUGACGGCUCAGCAGAAGGUGAAGGAGCAGCGAGCUGAAGAGGAGGAGAGAGUGCAGGCCACCGAGCGGAGAGCUGCCCAGGCCUCUGAACGGGCCCUCAAGAGUCAGGCGUUGGAGACUCAGGUCCUGAACACUGUCUCUGACCCACAGGAUGAGAGGAAGCUGGUGGAGUCAUUGGUAUCCUUGCGUGAGACAGCUGGGGUGGAAGCUGACAUUUUCACCACUGCUCAGACCAUCAUCAACGUGGCUCUGGUUCAUGUCAAGAACACUACCGUCACCCCCACCCCUGCUGCAGCCACCAUGCAGGAGGGACUCGGCCGUGUGUUGGGCUGUGGAGUGUUACAGUCAGCUGCUGAUAUCCUCAGUCGACCACAACCUGAUACACACCUUCACCAGUACAAGCUGCAGACACUGUUACAUUUGGAGAUGCUGUGGGUUCUGGGUUACUCAGCAUCCAGCAAACAGAGUGAAGAAGAGGAGGUGGAUGAAGAAAUGAGUGAAAGGAAGGAGUACCAUGUGGAGGAGGUGGUGAGGUUGCUCAGAGCCAUAUCCCUCCACCAUGACCCAUCAACCAUGGCUAACUUUCUUCAGGAGAUUGUGUUGGAAAACUACUUGGAGACACUUGGGGAGGUGCUGCUGGAAGUUUACGAGGAGCUCAACCAACCGCUGCCCGCGCCACUGCGAGACCUAGCAGGGGACAUACACUCUGUUCAGAGCAACUGGCCUCCUGCAUCAGUCAGAUCUCAGGGGACUCCAACUCAGUACAGUGAGAGUCCUGCAGGGUCUGGAGAAAAUCCUGGCUCUGGUCGGUCCAAAGAAGGGCGGCGUCUGCGCAUGCGGCCAAAUCCGUCUCUUCAUGAAGCCAACAAGCGCAGCAUUGUGGUUCCCAAGGUGACCCGGGCCCUCAGUCGGACUCACAGCGAGCAGCCAAGAACCUGCUCUGGUCAGUCUGGUCUUGCUGCUAAUGGUACAGCUACAGCAGAGAGCAGUGCUGCCCCAGUGAAGAAAGUGCGAAGGAACCUGUUUGAACCUGGAGAGGGUUCCCAGACCUCUCCAAAGAACAAGCUCAAGAGGUGUCUAACACAACCCACAUCCAAGAAGACCUCAGUUGCAGCUUCCAAAUCACAGCAACCUGCCCAUCCCAGUCCCAUCAAGACCAAGUUCAAUACUCCUCGUAGUAAAAAAGGAGGCAAAGUGCUCAUCCCAGAGACACCAGACAACAAAGUUGGUUCUACUGUGUUCAACUACAACCGAUGCCAUAAAAGUAUAGGAACUACUUGCAUUGGAGAGAGUCCUGAUGUCAAGAUGUCUUGUCAUGUGCUGAGUAAGACAACACCACGGCGACUGCAAGCUAGUCUCACAGCUGCUCGCAGAAACUCUUUCUAUUCAGGUGCUCGUUCCCGCAACUGGGAACGAGCCAAAACUCAGCUGCUGGCUGACCACAUUCGAGGCCACGCUGACCGUCGAUCCUCAGAGCUUGGCUCUCAACAGACUCCAAGUAACACUACCUUCCUCUUCUCAGAUAUAUUGUCUGGUAGCCAGAGUAUCUCUCCCAAGACACGAUUAACACCUAGAGGACGGACGUGUAGAAAACUGACAUUAACGCCAGAAAGGAGGACUUUAGAUUACGGUCUUGACGUCCACGAGGCUAUUGAUUUAGGCAUGAAAAAUAACAGCGAUGUAACAACUAAGGUGACGGUGGAGUCUCCAGCUGGUAGGGUAUGUGGAGGAGUGGAGCUUAAAGGUGAGGAGGAGCCACCAGCCUGCCUGGAUCUUGGGCACACACCUGUCAAGAGAGUGAGGCGAGCACUGUUAUUGGGCACACCAUCCAAGGCAUUCCCAACCAGAUCACCUGGAAAGGCAAGGAGUACUCCUGGUAGCACAAAGACCAGUUCAGGCUUCUCAGGGUUUUCAACACCCAGGAAAACUUCCCCAGUUCCCUCAUUAGAUAGGGAAUAUGUGGCUGCACAGCUUCACGUAUCAGGUGGGUCAGAGGUUACCCAACCAGAUGACAUGGAAUUCACAGACAUGUCUUCUGCAGCCCAGGGCAAGAGGGUCCAUUUCACUUUAAAGAUGAAUUCUGAUCCUCCACAGACUCCAAAGAGAUUAGGAACCCCUAAGAGCAUCCUUAAAACUCCUAACAAGACUCCUUCAAAAGAAUCUUGUAGCCCAAUAGUUGGCAGUAAACUAAUGGGCAUAUGGAGAGAGGGAACCACUACUCCAUGUAAAAGCACCCUUCAGGAAGAUAUGAUCCACCCCAGCACCCCCUUGGUCAAGGUGGGUAGUCUAGUUUCACAUAGUGAAAGUGAAUUUGAGCUGUUUUCUCCAACAAAAGAUGUUAGAACAGAUAACCUGAAAGUUGAUGCUCCUGAACAAAUUCACUGUACUCCCAAAUAUCCCACGAGUGCCUCCAAAUUGGUGAAUAGUCCACGAAGACUUUCCCUGAGUCCAAAGAAGUUACAAUCAACAAGCAGCCCUUCAAAGUCAGAUGAAAGUUUAGUGGCACCCUUCAGCAGCAACAGAAAGUUGGCCAAACGUUUAGAUGAUGCAAAGUUUGACUGUCUGAUGCAAUGUGAUAAUAGUGCUAGCCCAGCAGAAGUUGAUGUUUCUCUGUUGCCAGACAUGCCUGAGGAAGACAUAAAUUUAGUGAGCACACUAUUGUUUGGGCAUAUAGGGGAUCCUGAUUUCCUGGUGCUGCCAGAGUUGGAGGCAAGUGAGAACAGUGAUCUCUCAAGGCAGCCUGCCACCCUGGAGGAGGAUUCUGUUGUCUAUGAUAGUGAUGACAGUUACUCAUCCUUAGGGUCCCCUCAGCUCCCUGGCCCAGGGAUUACAGUAGCUUUACACUCAACCCUUGUGGAGGACCUAGAUUUUUACUGCAUGCUGAGAGAGGGGCUCAGACAGGGAGAGGGCUUUGGUGAUUGUCUUGAAAACUUAGACUGUCAUGAGGGCACAGAUGGUUCUACGCAAGACACUGACUCUUUAAAGGACUUGAGUGAGAAUGUGUCUGAAAAGACUGACACCUCAAAGUAUGUGGCUAAGAAUAUUGAACCAUUGCAGGCUGAGGUCAAGGACUCUACCUUUUCACAGGGAGUGGCAGAGGACACUGCAUUCUCGCAGGUUUUAGCUAAAGACACUGCCUUCUCACAUGAUUUGGCUAAGGACACUGUCCCCCCACAGGAAGGCACUAUGAAUACAGUGUCAUCACAGCCUGUAGCUGAGGACAUUGGCUUCUCAGAAGAUGUAGCUGAGGAUGCUGUCUCCAUACAGAAUGCGGCUAUGAACAUUGCCUCCUCACAGGCUGUCACUGAGGACACCAGUUCUUCACUUGAUGUUGCUGAGGAGACUAGUUAUUCCCAGGACAUGGGAGAAGACACUACCACUUCACAGGAUGUUACUGAGGACACUAGUUCUUCACAGAAUGUGACUGAGGACAUUGCUUCUUCACAGGAUGUGACUGAGGACAUUGCUUCUUCACAGGAUGUGACUGAGGACAUUGCUUCUUCACAGGAUGUGACUGAGGACACUACUACUUCACAGAAUGUGACUGAGGACAUUGCUUCUUCACAGGAUGUGACUGAGGACACUACUACUUCACAGAAUGUGACUGAGGACAUUGCUUCUUCACAGGAUGUGACUGAGGACACUACUACUUCACAGAAUGUGACUGAGGACAUUGCUUCUUCACAGGAUGUGACUGAGGACAUUGCUUCUUCACAGGAUGUGACUGAGGACAUUGCUUCUUCACAGGAUGUGACUGAGGACACUACUUCUUCACAGGAUGUUACUGAGGACACAGGUGUCUUACAGAGAGUCGGUGAAGACACAGACUCCUCACAGAAUGUGGCUGAGGACACUGCCUCUUCUCAGGAUGUAGCUGAUGAGGCUGACUCUCAACAGGAUUUAGCUGAGGAUACUGAUUCCUUUAAUGAGUUGGCUGAUGAGACUGAUGUCAUACAGGAUGUGGCUGAUAUAAACAGCUCACAGGAUAUAGUUAAGGGCUCCUCCAAGGAUGUGGCUGAGGAAGUUGGCUUCAUCCACAACAUGCCAGAUACUGGCUUACAGCAAGAUGCAAUUCAAGUUGGUGGUUUCCAGAAGGAUGUAGUUGAAGAUGGUGCUUUACUGGCUAUGGCUUAUAACACUGGUGACUCCCAGUUGGUUGUGACUGAGUGUGAUGGCUUGCAGCAAAUUGAGGCCAAAAGUAGUGAUUCACGUGAUUUGGCUGAGUACACUGAUUCCCAACAGGGCACAGUUCUGAAUAAUGAUGCCUUGCAGGUUGUAACUCAGGCAGCAAGCUUUUUGGAGGAUGUUGCUGUGGAUGGAAAUACCUUACAAAAUAUGGAUGAGGAUAGUUGCUGCUCUCAUGGAAUGGAUACAGAUGAAAGAGCUUUACCAGAUGGAGAUACUGACUGUACGGAUAAUGUAGCUGAAUAUGGUUGCUCUGUGCUUGUUUCAGGUAAAGAUGGGAAUUCAACACUAAAUCAAUCUAAGGUUGUUGGCCCUGUGAAUAAUAAGAAACAUAAAAAUUUAGAUUACAGUUCAGCUCUCAGCAAGGAUGUAUUGAAGCCUUCACUGCACACAGAGGAGGUGACUAAAUCACAAAUUAUACAUAAUAAACCCAGCAACACCUGUUCUACAUCUGGUGAUGGUGGUAUCAAAGUGGGUCAUGCCAAAAUUAGGAAAAUUGUGAAAAUGCAUAAAAAUGAAAAGAGGAAGAUGAACUCAAGUACUGAUAAGCCACACCAGACAGUCAAUCAGGAAAAUGUGAAAAGUGAGAGGGUGUUACGAAAGAGAAGGAGAGAAGGAUCUCGACUGUCACGAAAGGCUCCAUUAAGGGCUUGCCGCAGACAGACUCUAUCAGUAUUCGACAUGAGCAGUGACGACAGUGAGGAACAGGACUGGUAUCAGCCCAAGAUAAAGAAAAGAAUAUUUGAGGAUACUGACUUUCUUACCCCAGAAAAGUUGAAGGCUGAUGAGGUCACCCUACCCUUGAAGAAUGUAGAGAAUUUACCUCACACACAAGAGCGACUUGACCACAAUGAUGCUGCUCACAUUGCAGAGCCCAUGCCAGCAGCAAAUAGUACUUGUGAAAGUUGUAUUGAAGGAGAAAAUAGUCCUGCAGAUGAAGUUUCUAACCAUAAAUGGCAGGAGCAGGAGCCUUCUGUCUCAACAUCCUCUCUCCAUGACAUAUCACUUCAAACUGACAACAAUGCAGGGGCCAGCAAGUGGCAGCGACGGAAAGCAAAAAAGAAAAAAGGGGUUAAGCUAACCCUCACACGUAGUGGUGACCAGUACCAGGUGACCAAAACUCAAAUUUCCCGUGGAAGCUCAGACCCUAACUCUAGUGGUGACUUGGAUUUGUAUCUCAGCUGUUCAGAUUUGAAUGACAGUUUAGAAACCUCAAAGUCAUCCAACAAAAGCACUUCAAAAAAAGCUAACAAGCAAGGGGGGUCUGUGACACUACUGACACCACACAGAUUCACACGCCACAUGUCCCGUGACUUGAGUGUUUCUCCUGAUCUUUACCAGCAAUUAAUUACCCUUUCUCCACACAAGCCUCCCAAGAAACACAAAAUGAAAAGUGCAAGUAAAAAGAAGCACUCUGAGAGCUCUGUGGGUAAUCCUGUAUGUGCAUCCACUCCCAGGAGUCCCAAGAAACCAGAAGAAUGGUGGGUGAGUAAUCUGAGAGACUCGCCCACCAUGAAGACUUUUGUCCGUAGUCAGAAGAGAAAGCACCAGAUCACUGCCUCACCCCGAGUGGAGUUGCCUCGCAUCCCCAAGAAAGGCUCCACAAUAGAACAAAAAGAUGAAGAGGCUAAGCCUUCUGAGGAUUGGUCUCCACUUUUUUUGAAGAAGAAACCAGUACAUUACUCCAGUCCCUCAAUCAAGAGUUUGUUACAUUUAUCCUCAGAUAAGAUCCUGCUUGACCAAAGCCCUGACCAAGGAAAAAAGGAUUCUUCCUUAAAGAAAAAGCAGAAUGAUCCACAUGCAGGACCUUCUGCCACCCCUCCACCUUCUAACCUCAAACUGCGCUCUAGCAGACGCCUUCUUUAUUCUGGUUUAGGAGAGUGACUAACAAUGAGAAUAUUUUUUCAUUCUCGUAGGGUAAAAAUUCUUCAGUGCCUUCAUGUGUACAAAGCGUCACUAGUUCAUGCUAACUUGUAAAGUGUACAUAACUAACUCAGCCAGAUCAUACUGGCUUUGAAGAUGUACAUUAUGUAAUUUUUAACUUAGUUCUUAUUGGCUUAUGUGAUGUAUAUUCUGUGGUCAACCUAGUUUAUCCUGGCUUAUAUGAUAUGAUUAUAUGGAUUCAUAUAUUUAAAUAUAUAUUGGUAUAUUAUGUGAGAUUGUUCUGCAGUCAAUUAUUUUUGAUGUCCAGUGGUAUUAAUCGAGAUUAAAAUAGCUGGAUGCUUGGAGUUGUAAAAUAGAAUGCAGGCAAUCAGCGUGCAAUAACUUAUGUGGUAAACACAUUUUAAUAUAUGAAUUUACCAGCUCAGAAAUGUCAAGUUUUAAUUGUAACGUUGGCAAUUUCCUGGACGACGUACAGUAUCCAGUAGACACACCCAUUUUUGCUGGUGGGCAGAGUUGUUUGUUUAAUGUUGCCUAUCCAUAAUUAUUUGUAAUUUAAAUCAGGCAAACUGAACACCUAAACAAUUUGUAAUAAAUGCUUAUAUCUUUGCAUCUGUAUGCAAACUAUGAAAGCCAUUAUUAUACUAGAUCAUGUUUCAAAAUAAAUAAUUGUCGGAGAACUUUAAAAUAUUCGAAUAAAAAAAAAAAUUGUAUGAUGACAUGACGCUCAAUGGCAUAGGCUGAAUAUGUGUUGCCAGAAAAGAUGGCAAAGUCAUUAUGAAUGAAACCCUCUUGAUGCCAACAUUCUAAACUAAGAUUAUAAUGUUCAGAAACAGUAGGGUGUUCUGUUUUUAAUUUAAAUUUGCAAAUAAUAAUGAAAAGACAACUUUAAUUGUCUGUGUGUUUUACAUGAAUACAGACGACGUUUAUUUUUACAAACUGGUUUAGCCCCUGAAAAAACAUUUGCUAAGUGAUAUUUUAUGGUGCAAAGUAAUUUUAACAGGAUUAAAUGGACUUUAUUCCUUUUCUCCCAAUGUGCUCUUAUCAAUUAUGUACUUGGUUUAAAAUUGCCCACUGAAAAAUAACUUGAAAAGCAAAUUAUGGCAUUCUUUAAGUGAAUGAAGGGUAUGAAAACAAUUAUCCUUAAAGCAAAUUUUCGUUGUGGGAAUGUUUGUAGGGCACGGGUCGUCUGUUUAAUUUAUGUGAAUUCAUAACCAUGUGCAUCAUCCACAACUCAAAUUCACCACCAUUUUCUCAACACAAUUACUUAGGUCUACAUAAUACUGCUAUUCCUUCACAAUAUUUGCCCAUUGUUGCACGUGCUGUGCUGCCAGUAGGAGAUUAAAUUCUAAUGAAAUACAUUUUAUGAGUAAAAUAUAAAUGCAACUAGCCUUAGUGCUUUUCUAUAUUUUGUCAACAUUAUCACAUAUGAUGCAUAAUAUUCUCCCACAUUCUGAUUAAGUUGAAAAGUCACCAUAAAACAUUGAAGGCAGGUAGAAGUUGAACGUGACUGCAUGUUGUGCAUUAUAUAAUAUAAUGCUGACAAAACCAAGAAAACUACUAAGCUUGGCUGCUUAUUUAUUUCUUCACUCAGAACAUGUCAAUUAUCCUUUUUUUCUUCUUUUUUUCUGUGCUUGUGGAAAGUGAUCACCUGUAACCAUUAUUCAUUUUGGGAAUAUUACCCAAUAUGUGAAACUUGAUUUAUGCAACCCAUCCACAAACAAAAUUCCACACCUAAUAUGAACAGAUUGUGCUUAAACUCCAUGGCAUUGUCAACGGCAGGAAUUACAUUCCUGUUAUAUUGACUUGCUGGUGAGUGUGUUACUAUUAUGUGUUGCCUCUCCUUUUGAUCAGCUCUUGUGUCUGCACACCAAACUGAUCCCUAAGUCCUGCCCCUUACACUGAGGAGGCUUUAUUCCCUUCAAUCUGAUUGGCUGAAGGUUAUGAUUGGGAAUGGAAAAUGUCGUAUGAUCAGGUAGGAAAUAGUAAUCAUUAUAAUUAAGUAAUUGACAGUACUGCAUUUACCUUUAAUUAGAAUACACUAAGAAAUACAUUAUUUACAGCAAGGCACGUAUCACUGCCUACUACGCACAGUGCAGAAGACGAAGUCACUAAUUUCCCAUUCAUGUAAAUGAAAAACAAUAAUUAUUUAGUUACACAUUCAAUAUAACAAAGGUUUUUAGCCACUGUAGUAAUGUGUGUCAGAUGAACCAGACAACACAGCAUCUAUUAUCCCUGAGCUACAAUAACAAUGACUAAGAAGCUUUUAACAUUGUAUUGAAUGUAACUGUAAAUAAUUCACCAUAUUUUUUCACUUACAUGAAUGGUAGGUGUGGGAAACAAAGGAAAUAGGUGACUUCUGCACUAUGCGUAAUAGGCUGGGUUAAAGGAACGCUGAUACAUGCCUCGCCGUAAAUAAUUUAUUUAUCAAUGUAUCCUAAUUAACAGUAGGUGCAGCACUGUCAAUUACUCAAUCAUAGUGAUUAGUACUUAUUUUCGUACCUACUGUAUUGAAUAAUCCUGAGCACACGUAUAACAUUCUCUACUCCCAAUCAUAACUUUCAGCCAAUCAAAUAGAAGGGGACAGAGCCUCCUCAGUGCAAGAGGCAGGGUAGGAGUCAAUCUAGUGUGUAGAGACUACAGUCUACAAGGCACAUAAAGGGUAAGAAGGGAUUUGGACACAAUUAUUCUACUUGAGUUAGAGUGGUGUAAACAAAUAUUAUCAAUGUCAUUGUGUACAAACACUUUUAUUAUUCUAAAAUCAAACCAAAUUGCACAAACAAAUUCAUGCAUACACACAUACAUCCAUACACACAUCCAUACACACACACAAGCCAGAUCAUCUAAGCAUCACUGUUUGGUGGCCACACACCCUAACCAUAUUUCGUUGAAUACAGUGGUCUUGCAGUGGUGUCUUAAAGCACUUAAAAACUGAUGAAUUGGGCUUUAAGUUGUGUUACUGAAGUACUUUGGCAUUCAAGAUGUGGUUUACCAAAUUGUAAAGUGCAUCUGUCUUCGUUAUGGCACGCACUGCACUGAAAAUUUAGUGAGUUAAAAUAUCAAAAUUAUAUUGAUUACCAUCCUCUUCAGUCAUUACUAGUCCCAUGCAGGACAAAAACCUUUGCCAAUGUUUUUGACUUCUGUGAUUGACAUUAUUGUACUUCAUUCUCCUCUGGCAGAUGCUCUAAUUUCAUCUCUGUUCUGACUUGUACAAUCCGUGGGUUGCCACUCUUACUUUGGGUAUCUACCUGAUAUCAGUUCUACACACAAAUGGACAACCAGAAUAACAUUGGCAACUCAGGAAUUAUUGGAAGCCAGGGCAGACUGAUGACCAGGUAGAUAAAAAAUAAGAGCAGUUGCUGGAGCAGGAUGGAGUACCCCAACAUCAGACAAAAAGAAUUUGAAGAAUGUUUGGGAAGGCCCUUGCCCUGCGGUGGACUAGCAAUGGUUGAUGAUGAUAUUAACUUUUUUUUAUUUUUACUUUCAUGCAGUCAACAGUUCGUGCAGUGACCAAUGCAUGCUAUGUAAAUUUAUAUUGCUAUAAAAGAACAAAACUGGUCACAUUUUUGCAAGCCCACUGUAGCCAAAUGUUCUGCAAG
Molecule: messenger RNA, 12020 nt
Organism: Eriocheir sinensis (Chinese mitten crab)
Lineage: Eukaryota; Metazoa; Arthropoda; Malacostraca; Decapoda; Varunidae
Product: treslin-like
Exons: 14
Coding region: 730-8424 (2564 amino acids)
Biological process (GO): DNA replication; regulation of DNA-templated DNA replication initiation; mitotic DNA replication checkpoint signaling
Cellular component (GO): nucleus
Molecular function (GO): chromatin binding
Source: RefSeq, a predicted model, not a curated record